Molecule: messenger RNA, 1711 nt
Organism: Tyto alba (common barn owl)
Lineage: Eukaryota; Metazoa; Chordata; Aves; Strigiformes; Tytonidae
Gene: ZMYND10
Product: zinc finger MYND-type containing 10
Exons: 11
Coding region: 266-1543 (425 amino acids)
Biological process (GO): motile cilium assembly; inner dynein arm assembly; outer dynein arm assembly
Cellular component (GO): cytoplasm; centriolar satellite
Source: RefSeq, a predicted model, not a curated record
AGAGGGUCUAUGUGAGUAGGGGUGAGUGAAGAGUAGGACCCCCAGUUUUGGGGCAUCUCCUGGUGGGUGUUGCUGGGGGCAGCCAGGAGAGCAAUUUGGGCUGCUGCCCCGGGAGCACAGGCUCGGCAUGGUGUUUGGGGGUGUCUGACAGGCUUGGGGCAUUUCCUGGGGAUGGGGGUGCCGGUGGCAGGUUUCCCUGCGUGAGAGACCCUCUCCUGGAGCGCAGCGGAGCCCCAGAGCCAGUGGCCAGAGGUGUGCGGUGCUGAUGGCCUUGCUGGCUGCCUGCAGAUGGCUUCGACAGCACGAGUGCGUGGAGAAGCUCAACAUGCAUGCCAUCCUGAGUGCCUCCACGGGCCAGGAGCAGCUCCUCACCGAGCUGCUGGUCACUUACGCCAAGAUUCCUGUUCUCAUUGGGGAGCUGAUCUCUGUGGAGAUCUGGAAGCACAAGAUCUUUCCUGUGCUGUGCCGACUGGAGGACUUCAAGCCAAGAAGCACCUUCCCCAUCUAUAUGGUGCUGCAUCACGAAGCCUCCAUCAUUAACCUCCUGGAGACGGUGUUUUUUUACAAGGAGAUCUGCGACUCCGCAGAGGACAGCAUUCUGGAUUUGAUUGAUUAUUGCCACCGAAAACUGACCCUGCUUGCCGCUCGGAGCGCCAACGGACAGAGAGUGGCCCCGGUGGAGCUUCGUCCUGAGGAUCUGGCCAGCCCUUCGUCCAUGCAAGAGCUGCAGAAGCAGGCGGAGACGAUGGAGUUUGAGAUUUCCAUGAAAGCCCUGUCUGUGCUGCGGUUCAUCACCGAUCAGGUGAAGAGUCUGCCCCUGAGCGCGCUGACACGGAUGCUGAACACCCACAACCUGCCCUGCCUCCUUGUCGAGCUGGUGGAGCAUUGCCCCUGGAGCUGCCGGGAAGCAGGCAAGCUCAAGAAGUUUGAGAAUGGCGCGUGGCACGUGGUGCCCCCUGAAGACCAGGUGAAGAUGACCAAACUCGAUGGGCAGGUGUGGCUUGCCCUCCUCAACCUCCUGCUCAGCCCCGAAUGCCAGCGCAAAUACCACUUUGACAGCUUCAACAAGAGCCAGCUCCUCAAGCUCCGUGUGUUCCUGACGGAUGUCCUCGUUGACCAGCUGCCCAACCUGGUGGAGUUGCAGAGAUUUCUGAGCCACCUCGCAGUGACGGAGCCAGCUCCCCCCAAAAAGGAUCUCAUCCUGGAGCAGGUUCCCAUUAUCUGGGACCACAUCCUGAAGAAAAACACAGGGAAGUGGGAGGCCAUUGCCAAGCACCAGGUGAAGCGCGUCUUCAGCCCCACCGAGGAGGAGCUGAAGCUCCAGGCCCGCAGGUGGGCACAGACCUACAGCCUGGACAUGAUGGAGGCUCUGGCCCCCGACAAGCCCCGCUGCAGGGUGUGCGGUGCGGAAGCGGGCAAGCGGUGCUCCCGCUGCCGGAACGAGUGGUACUGCACGCGGGCCUGCCAGGUCCAGCACUGGCAGAAGCACAAGGCUGCCUGCAACCUGUUGGCCGGGGCCCCGAGGGAUGGGGACGACCCCUGAGAGAAGCAGUGACUGGCAUCUGUCUGCUGGCCUGACGAGGCAGAGGUUCUCCCAGGGAGAGGAGAAGCCGGCACAGGCCCCUCCUGCCUGCUCCCAGGGCCAGGCAGCGCUGCCUGGGCUCGGCCUCUCCUCUCCUACCUUCUCCAAUAAACUUCCCUGUGCACCCCA